AUGUCGACAUCGCACAGCACUGCAACUAACGCUUCAAUCAGCACUUCAAUGAGCACAUCACUCGGUACUUCUGCCCGAAUAUCCAACGUGGGGAGAGCCAGUAAGGUACUUUCCAAGGUCAACACUGGACACAAAGUCAGUACCGACGAAAUCGUUCGCGCUACUGGCGAACUUCCCAACAUCGCUCCGGGGAGCCUCAAGCCCGGCGUACAUCUAGGGCAAGGCACCAGCUUCCAAGUAUCGAGAGACGAGUACCAUAAGCACGGCGGCACCCCUUAUUAUGUGGCAGUAAAACGCUUCGUGGACUCUAGUGCGUAUGACAAUGACAAGGUUCCCGGCCACUAUGCGUCUUUUCUGCGAGAGGUUGCAGUUCUACUGCACCCACCGAUACGUACGCAUGGUUGUUUCAUCCGGACCAUAGCAUGCGGAUGGGACGACAGGCCGAGUCAGGAAUUCCAGCCGUACCUGGUCAUGGAUUACUCAAUUCACGGCACCUUACCCCAGUACCUUCGCCGGUGCAGAAUCCCACCAAGCGAGCGACAGGAGUUAGCACUCGACGUCACCUCAGGGCUGAAAUUCCUCCACGAAUGCCACAUCAUCCAUGGAGAUAUCAAACCGAACAACAUUCUCAUCUAUGAUAAUACAGAAGUCGGCGGCGAUGGCAUCCUAAGACCUCAGGUAGCAAAGCUCUCUGAUUUCAGCAGUGCGCGAUUCAGCCAAGAUUUUCAGGAUGGGUCCAAUGUCCAGUACGACGGCACUCCGAAAUACAAUGCGCCAGAGAUAGAACACACUGGCCAGAACCUAUUUACAAAGGAGCCAGGAAGUCUUUCGUUAUUUGCCAAGGCUGACAUUUACUCACUUGGACUUCUUAUCUGGGAGACGAUGAAUAACGGAGGAUCAUACAUCAACAAGUCACACUUGCUGCUUCAAGAGGGAGAACAACAGUACCUGAGAAGGAUACUCGCGAAUGAUGUUGACGCCGUUCGCAACCUCGCUCUUGACUAUUUCCAGUCGACGAAGAUGUUUUCAACUAGCUCAGUACUAGGCAAUGCUGUCAAAGAGGCGACAAUCAUGUGUCUAUUCGGAAACCCUUUUCAACGCGAAGAUUUGAGCAAAGUCCUGACAACACUGGCAGGGGGCACGAAGGAGGAGCGGCCCCGACAAUCGACGGCGAUGGACAGAUACAACCCUCUUGGCACAAACAUGGAUGGCUUGGACUUUGGUGGUACGAAAAACCGCGCAACAAGUCAACAACGUAACACCACGUACACUUUGAUGCCCGCAACUUCGGACGAUUUCAUUGUUCGUACGCCGACCGAUGACUCUCUUGCUGUAGUGUCUACCGCUGCGCCCGUGCCAUCUAUGGAGGUUGGUAGAGUGUCUUUGUUCGAGCGGAGUGAGUUUGACGUGUUCAAGAGCAUCGAGACGCCAAUACUCCAAGAUCUCGACGACCUCGGCCAGGACGCUGCAAAAUCGGAUCCUUUCGUGGAGAACACUGAAGCCUCGAAUUUCAUCGAUCUUCGCAAAGCUGUGCUCCGUGAAUCCGCUCAGGGCGGUACCGAGAUCAGUCACGCCGUAGUCAAGUUCAAGCGAGGUCAAACCGCACGCCACGUGGGUACAAUUGGAGAUGAACAUGUGGUCCUCGAAACCUUCUCUUACACAGCCAACCCUGAUGAUGGUGCACCGUACCCGGCGACCGCAAAACAGGUAAAACAUAUUUCGGGACUACUUGCUGCUGUAAAGCAGCAGCAGAACUUCCGUAUACUCCCAUUCCGAGGGUUUUUCCACAACAAGGUUCGCCAUGAGUUCGGUCUCGUUUUCGACAGACCACCUUCAUCCGAUGCAGGAAAUAGCUUCUGUUCCCUAAGAGACCUAUACAAGAAGCACGAAAUUGUCCCGCUCGGUCAUCGAGUUUACCUCAUUCACGCACUCUGUGUGGCCAUGCAGUAUUUCCACCGCGUCAAGUGGGUCCACAAAGGCAUCAGAAGCGCCAAUAUCGCCUUCAACAGCAUCGUCGGCGACGAGGGCAGCAUUAGCCGACCAGCCCAGGGACCGAAAACAGUAGAAGAUCUUGUGAAGCAAGAAGGACCAGGCACCACGGCCGGGGUUGGAUGCUUUGACCUCGCGCAACCCUAUCUCUUCGGUUUCGAGUACGCGCGAGCCGACGACCAGGGAACCAACCGGGAGGAAGACUAUACCCCGCAGAACAACAUGUACCGACACCCGGACCGCUGGGGCCGCCCCAGGGUGGAUUACACGAAGACGCACGAUGUCUACGCACUAGGCGUCGUGAUGCUGGAGGUUGCGCUGUGGAGAGACAUCGAAAGCAUUUGCAAAACGAGGGACCAGAAGCCGGGCAACAUGAGUGCCUCCUACGUGUACGAGAGGGCGAAGAAGAAGUGCCAGGGGGAGGUCGGGCACCGCGUCGGGGACGUGUUGGCACAAGCUAUUGUCACAUGCCUGGACUUCGCGGAUUUGACGAAGGACAUGAGCGAGUACGACUCGCACCUCUGUUUUCAGCACAGAGUCGAAAGUCGAGUUGGACAGAUAGUAGGGAAAGUAUGA
Messenger RNA from Anthostomella pinea, 2565 nucleotides. The record is from the annotation of a GenBank genome assembly. Lineage: Eukaryota; Fungi; Ascomycota; Sordariomycetes; Xylariales; Xylariaceae.